Molecule: messenger RNA, 692 nt
Organism: Suillus clintonianus
Lineage: Eukaryota; Fungi; Basidiomycota; Agaricomycetes; Boletales; Suillaceae
Product: cytochrome b5-like heme/steroid binding domain-containing protein
Exons: 6
Coding region: 105-488 (127 amino acids)
Cellular component (GO): endoplasmic reticulum membrane; intracellular membrane-bounded organelle
Molecular function (GO): heme binding
Source: RefSeq, a predicted model, not a curated record
UUUUAUACAACCUUUGAAUUGCCAUUGCAACACUUACUUCCUGUCUGCUUCAUAGUCAUCCCUGUCAUCACCGUCUUUCUCGUUCGCAACUACCAGGACUUGCAAUGGCCAAGGUCGUCACAUACGAAGAGCUCAAGGCACACUCUACCAAGGACAGUCUUUAUAUUCUUAUCCACGGAGAGGUGUACGAUGUUACCAAGUUCAUCGACGAGCAUCCAGGAGGUGACGAUGUGAUUUUGGCCGAGGCUGGUAAAGACGCAAGCCAGGCUUUUGAAGAUGUUGGCCACUCUGACGAGGCUCGCGAACUCCUCCCUCCCUUCCUUGUCGGAGAUUUCGAGAAGGACGGCGCUCUGAAAAUCGGCGACACCAAGAUGUCCGGCUCUGGCGGUUCAGCCUCUAGCGCCGUUGAGCAGGGUUCAAACUUGAUGUACUUUGUCCCGUUGACCCUACUGGGAGCAUACUUUGCAUGGCGCUUCUAUGGAGCAUGAACUCAUGGAUCGACUUUCUGUCCUUCUUGUCGUUCAUCUUGUUUAUAUCCUCAUGAUAUUUUUGUUCAUUACCCAUGAACCUGCUUCGUCUGUUGCUAUCUCUGUCACAGUUCCUUUGGGAUAUAGAGCUUCAAUUUUGUUGCAGGUUUAGCGUGAAUCAACUGCCGAUGAGCCAGGAUCUGAUAUCGGAUUGGAAGAAGACCA